This is a messenger RNA of [Torrubiella] hemipterigena, 1191 nucleotides long. Lineage: Eukaryota; Fungi; Ascomycota; Sordariomycetes; Hypocreales; Clavicipitaceae. The record is from the annotation of a GenBank genome assembly.
AUGCAGCUUGGCUCCAUUCGGCCGGCUGCGGGGUUGCAUAUAAACCAACAGCAGCUAUGUCUUUGCAAUCCCAACUCGCUAAUUAUAACUCCUACCAUCGGUUACUUUAAAAUUCAACUUGCUAUGAAGGCCGCACGGUACUACGGUAAAGAAGAUAUUCGAGUGGAAGAGGUCCCCGAGCCGACUGUCCAGCCCGGCCAAGUCAAGAUCCGCCCCUCACACGUCGGCAUCUGCGGCACCGAUCUCCACGAAUACCUCGGCGGCCCCAACUUCUGCCCCGUCCACGCACACCCUCUCUCCGGCGAAACCAUCCCAAUCACGCUCGGCCACGAAUUCAGUGGCAUCAUCACCGAACUCGGCCCUGGCGUCACCGGCCUCUCUGUCGGCCAAGGCGCAGCCAUCCAGCCCACGCUCUCCUGCGGCUCAUGCCCCGCAUGCGACGUACAGGCCCCGAAUGUAUGCCAUAGCGGCGGCUUCGUCGGCCUCUCAGGCGGUGGUGGUGGACUCAGCGAGGCCGUCUGUGUAGAUGCGAAGCGUGUGUUUGCCCUGCCGGAUGGGUUUGGGCUGGACCUCGGGGCGCUGGUUGAGCCACUGGCGGUGGCGUGGCAUGCGGCGAGUGCGGCACCGCGCAUGGAUGGGGAGAGUGUGGUGUAUAUUGCGGGCGGGGGGCCGAUUGGGCUGGCGCUGAUUCUGUGUCUCAAGGCUAUGGGUGUGACGAGGGUGGUUACGGCGGAGGUGGCGAGUAAGAGGCAGGAGUUUGCGAGGGAGUUUGGGGCGAUGAGGGUGGUGAAUCCGGCGAGGGAGGAUGUGGUGGCGGUUUUGAAGGAGGUUACGGGUGAGAGAGGGGUUGAUGUAGCGUUUGAUUGUGCGGGUGUUCCUGCGAGCAUCAAGUCGGUAUGCGAGUCUGUCAAGACAAGAGGCGCCAUUGUGAAUGUCGCGAUUUGGGAGAGGGAAGUCCCGUUUAAUCCCAACUGGCUGACGUUCAAGGAGAGCACGUAUACGUCUGUACUGGGGUAUAAUGCGGAGGAUUUCCAGGCGAUUGUGGACCGGUUGCGCGAUGGCACUAUUCAGCCGGGGCAGAUGAUUACGGCAAAGAUCAAGUUGGAGAAUUUGGUGAAAGAGGGCAUUGAGGCGCUGGUGACGGAUAAGGAUAGCCAUGUGAAGAUUCUGGUCGAUAUGGCUGCCAGUUGA